GACAUCGCUCAGAGCUGCUUUGGGAAGCCAGGAGCUGCCGAAAAUGUCGAGCAGGUACCACAAAGCAGCGGCCGAUGGCAACGUGGACCUGCUGAAGGAGGCCACCAGGAAGGACCUCAACACCUCAGAUGAAGAUGGGAUGACUCCCACCCUCCUGGCAGCCUACCACGGGUACCUGGAAGCUCUGGAAGUCAUUUGCCGGAGGGGGGGUGACCCGGACAAGUGUGACAUCUGGGGGAACACGCCCCUGCACCACGCUGCCUGCAAUGGCCACAUCCACUGCGUCUCCUUUCUGGUCAGCUUUGGUGCCAACAUCUUUGCUCUGGACAACGACCUGCGCACUCCCCUGGAGGCAGCUGCCAGCAGGGACCGCAAGGAGUGUGUCCAGAUCCUGGACAAGGCUGCCACCGAGCAGAACCUGCUGAAUCCAAAGAAGGUCUCCAAACAAAAGGCACAGGCCCAGAGGAACGUCGAGAGACAAAUCAAAGAAUGUGAGAAGCGCCAGGAGAAACACCAGCAUGAAAUGAACCGGAAUUAUAUUAAAGAAAAGGUUGGCACAGUGAAUUCUUCCAAAGGAACGCACUCCAGGGUAAAGCUGCCUGGGCUAUUUGCUUCAAAUACCACAAGUACUUUAACCAAAAACCUGAAAGAUACCUUGAAACUCAAGACAAAAAAGACAGCCGACAGCACAAGAAAGCAGGAAACACAAAGAAGUGACCAAGAGGAUGAUACGGCUAGGAAAAGUGUGAUGCAUUUGUUUGAUGAGAAAGAGGAAGAUGAAUUACUGAAUGACCUUGGAGAGAAAAACCUUGCUGGUAAUGACAGUCAGCUCUCCAUUUUUCAGCGGCCAGGUCUUGGCAAGAUUGUGUUUGGAAGGAAUUUGGCUGCAGAGGUAAAUCCUGAAACUGUGUCUUCUGAGAAAGAAGGUAUAAGAGAUACAAUAGCCAGUGAGCUCUUUCAGUAUGAAAAUACUGAGAAUGGCAGGGAAGAUGAUGCUGAAAGCAGUGCUGAUGUCCCUUGGAAUGAGGAAGAAGUGGUUUGGGAUGAUGAGGAAACAGAGAAUACGCCCCUUGAGGUAUUUCUGGCAUCACAGAUGCUGGAUGAGUUUCUUCCAGUCUUCAUGAGGGAAAAAAUUGACUUAGAAGCCCUGAUGCUAUGUUCUGAUGAAGAUCUACAGAGCAUUCAGAUGGAGCUUGGGCCAAGAAAGAAAGUCCUGAAUGCUGUGAAUAAAAGAAAACAGGCACUCAAGAAUCCUGGAAAAACUGUAGAUACUUGCUUAUAAAUUAUCAUUCCUAUUGUUGUAACCUACACACUGUUUCAUUACCUUUCCCUCUUUCCAAAGAGUGUUCAACUCUUUUCAGAAGUAUGCUAAAGCAAAAGGCAGAAAUGUUACCAAUUGCUUCGGAAAAUACAGCAGGGAUAACAAUUUUUCUCUCUGGGUGGGUAGUUGUGGUGAACAGGAUAUUAAGUAAAGUAUAUUCUGCCAAAAAACAAGAAUGUGAAGAUGAAAACCAAAAAGCUUUUUCUCCCAGAACUGUUUAUGUGGAUUGGAUUUCUUUUGGUCCAGAUAAUUUCAAAUAUCAGUGAAGGCCAGGCCUGCUGCAUUCCUUAUUAAAGCCUUCCCUUUCUUCUCCAAACCACAAAGCAAAGAGCAUUUUCAGAGCUUGUGAGCUUUGAGUUUUCUCCAUUUGCUUCUGUAAGAUCAGUAAAACCACUCUUCCUAGUACUGGCGGUAUGUUAGGAAAGGAAUCUGAAUCCUGAUUUUAGCUGUGGUUUAUUGACUCUAAUCACCUCUGAAUUAAUGUAAAUAAGACUAAUUUACUGCAAGUUUCAUAUAUUUGUCAGUAAAGUUUUUACUUCUGUAUUGACAAUAAUUUAAAAAUA
Messenger RNA from Passer montanus (Eurasian tree sparrow), 1884 nucleotides. It is a transcript of the gene ANKS4B, whose product is annotated as ankyrin repeat and sterile alpha motif domain containing 4B. Gene Ontology annotation, biological process: brush border assembly. The record is from RefSeq and is a predicted model, not a curated record. Bases 44 to 1282 code for a protein of 412 amino acids. NCBI's taxonomy places the organism in Eukaryota, Metazoa, Chordata, Aves, Passeriformes, Passeridae. Gene Ontology annotation, molecular function: protein binding. The transcript is spliced from 2 exons.